CAAUCGCAGCUAUCGGUGGUAAAAAAUAGCUACUCGCAAUAAUCCGACAAAAAUACGAUGCAAAUUUGCGUGCUGCAGGCGUCCGUUGUCGAAUGAUGCGCUACUCGGAAAUACCGCGCGAGCUUGCCGAUAGACAAACGUGCAAAAACAGGGUAGGUCGCGAGGCGAAAGCUGGCCGAAGCUUGUCGUCAACAGGCGGCCACAACGAAUCGUACGAUGGCGAUGGUGAUGAUGGAUAUGAGCGAUUCUCCACCUCCUCCUCUGGGAACGUUUCGCAACAGCAUGUGGAAAAAGCGCUCGAUGGCAGCAUCGAUGCGCCAUUGAUCGAGGACGGCAAACGCAAACCCGAGCGCCAGCGCGAACGACAGCCGCUGGACGAUAAACACUUGUGCCAUAAAGCAACUGCAGGUUCGAUCGAAAGUCUCAACGAUGGAUGUACGGCAACGGCGUCAUUUAGGCCAUGGCAUAGCUAUUCGAAAAAAUCAUACAGUUUACCACCGAAUACAACGAUCAGUGACGUGGGGUCGAUUGUAUUCAGCUGCCAGCAGGUAUCACCGGCCGAGCUGGCCGCUCAGAUAACGCUGUUGGAUUUUCCCAUUUUUAAUGCAAUACAACCGGAGGAGCUGACGGGCUGCGGCUGGACGAAGAAAAACAAACAUACUCUAGCGCCCAAUGUGGUGGCGUUCACCAAACGCUUUAACCAUACGACAUUUUGGACUGUACAGGAAAUACUCAACGGCGUCAGUCCGAAGGAUCGGGCCGAGAUCAUUAGCCAUUUUAUUAGGGUGGCAAAGAAAUUACAUGACAUCAACAAUCUUCAUUCUCUAUUUGCCGUCAUAUCUGCACUGAAAAGUGCGAGCGUGCAUCGGCUGAAGGAAAGCUGGCUGCUGGUGUCCCGCAAAGAUCAGCAACAGCUCGAUCGGCUGAGCCUUUUAUUUGAUGAAAGCGAUAAUUGGGCGGCAUUGCGCAAAUGUUUAAAUCAAUUCAAACUUCCGGGUAUACCAUACCUAGGGAUAUUUCUGACGGAUAUUAUCUACAUCGAUCUAAUGCACCCUAGCAAAUCGGGCGAGGAGAGUUAUGCGCGCGAAACCAAAAUGAACAAUGUGUUGCGGGUGUUGUCUAGCUACCAAAGUUCGAACUAUACGUUCAUCAGUCCAGUUCCACCGACGCUACGUUACCUGCAGUCUCGGCGGUAUAUUGACGAGCUUCAGAACAUAUUUGAGGAGGAUCAAUACAAAAAAUCUCUCAAUCUGGAGCCUAGUGCGACCGCGUCCGGCACUACGACCGUGGGUACUGUGCGUUUACCAAAACCAAAAACGGACCACAGUGAUAUCGGUAGCCGCAGCCUGAGAACUUCCAUCGCGAUGACAGAGGGCGAAGAUUCACCCGACUCGACGCUAUGCGUACCAAACACACGGCAGUUUAUACCUGGCCACCGGAAAUGCUACAGCUUAGGGACAAACAUUUUUUAUCCAAGAUCUUCCGAACAAUCAAGCGGUUCCUCAUCCGCUUCGAGCAGUCGUCACAUGAAGGUAGUGGAUGGAUUGAGUAAGAUGCGACAUUUGCUCGACGACUCCUAUGUGGAAGCUAAACGCGCAAACAGCAUCGGUGCAACCGGUGUCAGCGGUCAUAGCAGUGACCACGAAUCGGAACACCCGACGGCACUACAGCUGGUCGAGCUGGAACCGAUCACGAGCGGUAAUUUGGUCGAAGGUUACUUGAAGCGAAAAACUGUCCUAAAGUAUGGUCGCAAACCGACAGUCGCAUCCUGGCAACGGUACUGGGUACUGAUAUGGUCCAACACGAUGAUUUACUUUCCUCCAAAAACCUUUAAAGGCAACGAACGAAGUAAUUUUAAAAAGGAACCCUCCAAAAUAUUCCCCCUCGAAGGAUGGACGGCCGAAGAGUCGGAUCUUCCACUGCAGGACGAGUUCUUCCAGCUGGUAAAUUACAACCAUGGGCACGCGUAUCGUUUCAAGUCGGGUUCGAACGCUUCCGCCAAUCGGUGGUUGGCAGCAUUGAAGCAAGUGACCACACCGAAACCUGCGGAACCUCUAUCUAUCUCGUUGAAUCUGAUAUCAUUUGAAUAGCGAGCGCUUAUCUCUCCCUUUCUUUCGCAUUGAUUUUUCCUUCGUUUUGUGUUGCUAAAGGUUUGCUUUUGAUAUUUGCAAAAUCGUACUCAAAAGAUUGCCUUACGCGACCACGAAUACAUAUUCGGCAAGACUGGUUUGCGUUUAUCAUGCAUUAUUACAUAUUAUAUUGCCUCAGUAGCAAAGGAAUGCGCUUGUGAUUUGUCCAUUUCCGCUUAUUGUAAUGAAUUCUCAAAGUUUGUUUUUCGUGUCAUUAGUUGGGCUUGAUUGUUUGUGAGUACACAUAUUAGACGUACGGCCCGUUUGGAAAAUUUAAUGCUUUGUGCCUAGUAUUGAAUCGGUGGUGUUAAUCAAAUAGCCGCGUAGUUGUUAAUAACCGGUAUCUCUUUCUGUUGCGGUAUAUUGAAGGGGAAAAACAGCUUUUUUUCCCGUGUUUUAACACCUAAUAGUAGGGAACAGGGACGACAAAGAAACACAGGUGAAAACGAGCAGCAGGAACAAUGUUUAGCAGCAUGCAAAUGGUCGUGUAACACAUUAUCAAGCUUAAAAGUACCAAUAAAGGUGUUUUCAAAAAUGUUA
Anopheles moucheti is the source of this 2669-nucleotide messenger RNA. It is a transcript of the gene RalGPS, whose product is annotated as ras-specific guanine nucleotide-releasing factor RalGPS1. Lineage: Eukaryota; Metazoa; Arthropoda; Insecta; Diptera; Culicidae. The coding region runs from base 93 to 2090 and encodes 665 amino acids. Gene Ontology annotation, molecular function: guanyl-nucleotide exchange factor activity. The transcript is spliced from 7 exons. Gene Ontology annotation, cellular component: plasma membrane. The record is from RefSeq and is a predicted model, not a curated record. Gene Ontology annotation, biological process: Ras protein signal transduction; positive regulation of GTPase activity.